Molecule: messenger RNA, 3334 nt
Organism: Physcomitrium patens
Lineage: Eukaryota; Viridiplantae; Streptophyta; Bryopsida; Funariales; Funariaceae
Molecular function (GO): protein binding
Source: RefSeq, a predicted model, not a curated record
UAGGUCAUGUAGGCAUUCGCCUUCUGAUUUUGAAUCUGGAAAUUCUGAACCUGUGGUAUAAGACUCUGUUGCAAAGUAUAAGUUAUAAAUCCGCAGGAUUAUGCGUCCGGUGGAGCAUUUGGCAAAUUAGUAAACCUUAGGAGCUCGUUUCUCUGCAACAACUGACUCUUGGGAGUUUGCGCGAUUCAAUCCAAUUAACUUUCCCCGGCAGGAGUACUGCUGAUGAUCAGGGUGUAUGGACUAAGCGAUGGAUGAACGAAGGCUGUACUUUGUGCUGUUCUCACGGACAAGCUUUUCAAACCAAAUUCAAGCUUGUCAAGCUUUGGAUUUGGACAAGCGUUUCAAAUCGUUGUUGUUUUCUCAGCGUUUCAUCCAAAAAUUCCAUCGUGGUUUUGAAUUUGGUUUGACAAGCUUGAUUUCGGCAGAAUUGUUAACGACUUAAUGCCUUGUGUGCACGAUCUGUACGUGGUUUAGUCGAGAGUAUGCUGAUUGUGGAUAUAGUACGAAAUUUGUUGCUCUACGACGACGAUAACGCAGGUUGCAACUUGUGGUUGAGGGGUUGUGUGCGCUGCAAUCCUUUCCGAGGUUGUGCUAUUCUCGCCGUUUCUGUUCGCGACAUGGAUGAUCCAAUAUCUCCUGUGUACAAGAGUGGACAAGAUAUGAGCAGGAGUGGUUCUAGAAUGUUUUCCUCUGGAUGGUUUGAAAUCUUCGGUCCCUACAUACCUAACGUACUGUUUGGAUCCCACGUUUGGUUCGAGUUUAGACAUUUCUUUGAAUGAUAGAAGCCCUGAAGACCAACAAGCCUGUGAUCGGGAAAAUUAGCGCCAACAUCUAUCUCACAUAUGCUUGUGUUUCACCCCCACUUCCGAGCCUGAGUGGUCCUGCUAUUUACGAUGUUUAUUUAAUAUGGUGUUCAAAAUGAGAUAAGUUUGAAAAAGAUUUUCGAAGAAACCUUAUUGCUCUGAUAUCUUUGAAGGCGUGGAUGAUUGAAUUAUCAAUUUUUCUUUUGAAAAGUGUGAACCACUAUAUAUAUGCCCUCACUUUUCCACCAGUUUUUAUUCCAUUACAUCAACGUUGUGUUAAGUACAACGAAGAAAGAAAAUAACGGAAUCGUGUAUUUUUUUAUGAGAUACGAAUAUCCUACCCAAUUUGCUUUUGAUGAUUUCCGAGCACCCUUUACUAUCCUCACCGCUUUGGUUUGGGCUGGGGUUUUGCACAAAGUUUGACCUUAGUUUUUCUCAUCUUCACAAACAUGGCGGGCAUUCGUGUUUAUCAUCGUCACAACCGCUCUCCAUCGAAGGUGGGGCAGGACCAAGACAGCAAACGACGAAAAACUUCAUCACACAGAAAGCUCAAGACAACUCGAGGAACAGAGAGAAUCCUUCUUGCUUCGAAUGGCGAUAUUUCGAAAAGAGACGACAAAGAAAAGGUCUUGCAAGGUGCUACUAAUUUCGACUCUGCAUCAACAAGUCUCAUGAGAAAUAAUCUUACAGAAGUUCCAAUGGUGCGCAAAUCGCCAGUCACGACUGAAAGAGAAGGCCCACAUAUUUCCCCAGACAUUAUGGAUCUUAUUAUCAGCAAGCUUCCAAUGUCUAAGGUUAUGCAGAUGCGGACACUGAGCAGAGAUUGCAAGAACACUAUUUUUCGGUCAACAUUUAUCAAUUCGCGUCGGAGCGCAAUUUCAGAGGGUACGUUCAGCCCAGUUGUCUUCACCACAGAUCCCUCAGGAGCCUUGCACUGGCUUGGGUUUGACGGGAGUUCGUGGUUGAAACUUCCUCCAUUGAACUUCUCACCCAAACAUUUUCCAUCUCCCGACGCCGACCUCUUCAAGGACUACCUUGUGGCAUGCCAUAGAGGCCUCUUGUGCAUCAACGUAGGCAAAGCACCUGACUUCGAAAAAAUUAUUGUCUGCAACCCUCUCAAACAGCAGGUAAAGGUCCUUCCUCCGCUGAAUUUCCGUAGGCAUCCUGUGCUGAUGCACCUCCGGGUGUACGACACUGGUCACUACACGGUUGUGGUGGCUGGAAGUGCGGCCAUGGGAAACGAGGAACUGUCCUUCAAAACGGAACAAUAUGAUUCCAGAACUGGGGAAUGGGAGUGUCCUGAGGAUUCAGAUUUAUCUGGACUGCCCUUCUGUCUUAACGAAUUUCAAAACGGAGCUUACUAUAAAAAUGAGAUUUCCGGUGAGGAGCUUCUGCUGUGUGUCGGUUUCAUCGAAUCACAUGGAAGAGGAGUUCUGGUGUAUGAUUUGAAGAAGAAGAAGUGGAUUCCAGGUCACCUUAACCGUCUCAUUCCGCUAAUGGACAAUGGACGCGGUGGUGCAUUGGGUUGCAACUUCGCGUCCACCCAGAUUGUGGAACACGACGGAUGUGUGUAUCUGUUCAGCGAGCAGGAAUGCGGGAACGAAGCGUAUUUCCGCAUUCACAAGUUGAACAUUGAUGCAAAAUCCUCAAACAAGAUGUGGGUCAUCAUGAUGGUGGAGAAGAGGAGCAGAGGACGAGGUUUGCUCGUGUAUCCGGAGUUCACUUGUGUGCCCUUCGAUGACCACCAGUUGGCCAUCUUUAACACCAUUGAACACACCAUAGAAACUAUUGACUUCUCUAAAUCCACCGGGACCGCACUCAUCCGAAAAGAAACACUCCCAACCCUCCAGGGUAACCGCUUUCACAGCUUAAACCCCGUUGGUUUUGUGUACCGCCCAAGUUUCACAGAACUAGUCUGCCCUUCAAGCUCUUGCGAUGUGAAGACGCAAAUUUGCAGCGAAUGCGAAAGACGGGAGAAGGAAAAAUUUGGAGGAGGGUGAGAUACACAGCCUGAAUCAGAUCUUUGUUAUUAUUGUAUCCCUCCCCCUCCUCCGGAAAUUUCCUCUCUCCCUAUUUUGCUAACCUCUCUCUAUAUAUAUCUGUGUGUGUGUGUGUGUGUGUCUGUAUGACUGUUUUGUGGACCCUUUGUUGCAUAUUUGCUGUCAUGUCAUGUCCCCUCGCCAUAACAAUAUACUAAUAAAACAAGCCGAAUCCAUUGUUAUCUUCACAACCUCCCUAGAAGGUCAGUAGAACGUCUACUAGGUGUUAUUAUUAGAAGAUAACAGUAGUUGGCAAUGGCAACGGAUGGUUCAGGUAGACGGAAAUACUUCAAAAAUAUGACAACAAGAAUCAAAAGAACGUACUUUUGUAGUCUACAACCAUCUGUUCCUGCAAGCUGAUAAAUAAAUACAUGUUGGAAGUUUGAAGUAUACUCAUCCAACAUAAGAGUGUUUGUAGGGGUGAAUAAGUGUAGUAGCAUUCUCUUCACUUUCUUGUUUAUUUCCUCAAAUAUUGUUGUUUUUUUAUUAUUA